Phyllopteryx taeniolatus (common seadragon) is the source of this 1710-nucleotide messenger RNA. RefSeq names its product zinc finger protein Gfi-1b-like. Gene Ontology annotation, biological process: regulation of DNA-templated transcription. The record is from RefSeq and is a predicted model, not a curated record. Lineage: Eukaryota; Metazoa; Chordata; Actinopteri; Syngnathiformes; Syngnathidae. Gene Ontology annotation, molecular function: DNA-binding transcription factor activity, RNA polymerase II-specific; RNA polymerase II cis-regulatory region sequence-specific DNA binding. The transcript is spliced from 6 exons. The coding region runs from base 520 to 1284 and encodes 254 amino acids.
UGUAGUAGUAGAAAAAAAAAACAUUGAAGAACCGUUUGUGUUUUAAGCUCUGCAAACUGGAUUCGUAAAUACUGAACAGGUUUAACAUUUACGAUCAUCGACCCCCCGACCAUUUUCCAAGCACCACAGGAUAAUCGCUCACAAUAAUGUUUCAGAGACGUCCACCAAUCGGGCCUUUGUCGACUUUGAAGUGAGGGGAUUCGGCCUUGUUGUCGAUAUGUGUGUGCCUCGCUUUCGACAUUGCCUGUGCAGUGUUCAACGUGCACUCAACUGUGGUUUGUAAUUGACCAGAUUUUUGCUUUGACAGGAAUGUGCACAAUGUGGCAUUUGUGUAAGGAAGCAGUGCGGUUGUCGCGUCACAGAUGAAAGCGCUUCCUUCUCAAGAGAGCUUUAGAGUCCUCAAAAUCACUGACCUCACUUCAUCUUCAUUCACUCACUUGUUUUAGUAGUUUGUGCCUGAUUGCUUCAGGGGUGCGCCUCAUUUCUGAACGAGUAUCGGGUUGUCUUCCCUCCAGAGCGAUGCCUCGUUCCUUCUUGGUAAAGCGAGGAGGGCUGAAUCCACUUCGGUCAGAGCAGAGAAGGAGCCUCGCUAAAAACGAAAGGGGGCCCCGAGACUCAUCCCUGGGGGACGCCACAGAGGGUAAUGGCACGGUUGCUGUCGAAUCGCUGCAGCCGGUUCCUCGUGACCAACACUGUGAAGACAAAAACAAAGUUGAAGAGUCUAUCACGUGGCCGAGACAUCGCAUGGCUUCGGACAGCCAAAACUCAUCAGGACUGGGCGUCUCUCAUCAGAACGACUGUGACGACGCAAAGACGAUUUCUGACGGUCAAGAGUGUCCACUCUGUGGCAAAGUAUUUACCCAUCUAUUUAGUUUUAAGAGUCACCUAUAUAAGUGUCAUGGAAUCAGGUCCUACACAACGGAGGGUCAAUCAUGCAAGGGCAAGGACGUCAGGGCGUUUGGCUGCAGCGUGUGUGGGAAAGUGUUCAAGCGCUCGUCCACGCUGUCCACUCACCUGCUCAUCCAUUCCGACACGCGGCCCUACGCCUGCCAGUACUGCAGCAAGCGCUUCCACCAGAAGUCGGACAUGAAAAAGCACACUUUCAUACACACGGGCGAGAAGCCCCACGUGUGUCACAUAUGCGGCAAAGGCUUCAGCCAGAGCUCCAACCUCAUCACACACAGCCGCAAGCACCAAGGUGACUGGCCCCACCGCUGCCCUCGCUGCCUCUUCAGCUUCCAGGAGCCGGUGGACCUGUGGCACCACCACUGUGCCCGCCGCUGACACGGCCAGGUUACACGCACACCAGCCUCUUUCACACCGCGCUGCAAUUCUUGGAGGCUUCGGUGGGCACAGGAGCUUGGCAGCAAAUAGGAGACGAGGCGCAACUAGUUCAGGUUUGCUGCCUACAUUUGGAGCAGCACAAAUUGAAACCAGAGCUUAGUUAGGUUCAUGGAAUUUGGAGACUUGAUGUGUUUUAGGCAAUGCAACUAAGACUAGAUGAAGUUGGCAAAGUUAGCACAGUAAUACAGUUGACAUCUUGCCAAUUGUUACACGCUGGACUUUUUUUUUUUUUUUUUUUCUCCUUUCCUGAUCCUUUCAACAAAUAAAAAAUGUUGUAUAUGCACACAUGGUUUGCACUGCAUCUAAAACUUGAAGGCGCCGCCUCCACCUCUAAAACCUCUGACAUUAUAAAAACAUUUGACCAUU